ACUGCCGCACACACUGGUUUCCUGCUGGUCACAGUUCAGUCUGCGGCUCCUACUUUGGCUUCAUAAAAACUAAUUUGGCUUCGAUACCAUGCUGGAUUAAGCUCAUUAACUUUGCUAGGGUUUGUUUUCAAAUGGCGUAGGUACAAUGAGCGCAUUCUGCAACAGAUCGACAGAUUAGAGGAGAGAGAUCAGUGUUUUGACCUGUAGGUUGUGACACAGAUAGUGAAGAAGACAAGACACUUGAGGACCAUGGAUUUCGGCAAUGAUGUGGAUUUGUCCAACAAUAACAUCACUCCUUUGUGGAAACGCCGCACAGACUCAAACAAACCCAAACCACGACCCCUCAGUUAUCACAUAAAUGGGGUCAUGACAACAGACUUUCCUGUGGAGGACAACAAGAGCUCCUUUACCUUGAGCCAACCUGCUGAGAGACUGGUGGUCACACCUCAGUGUUCGGAUAAAAACACUGCAGUGUUGAAACAUGUUUUACACAAACCUUCCAGAAAAUUCAGAGUUGUUCGAAGCAUCAGCAUCGGGCACCUCUCCAACGGACGCUUCUCCUUGUCCAGAUUUAGGUGUGAUGACAGCAGAUCAGCCACACUGGACAACAGAGUGUGUAAUGGUGAAUGUGACGGGGUGAAAACCAGUAAUGGAGGGACAGUUUGGCCUGACAAGCAUGUCCAGGAUUCCCAAAAAGUCUUGUCCAGUCCCUUCAGUCUGAGCUUACAGAAAGACAGGAUAGCUUUUGGAUCGACGUCACCUGAAGCUGCUCCUCUUAACAAUUCCUCGCCUGUCCUUUGUCCUCCAGACACCCCAAAUAACAACAGCUAUAACCACAACCACCAUGAAAUAUCCUCCCUUUCAUCUGCAUCCAGCCCAUCUCCUCCUGCCCGCCGUACCCCUACCCCUUCCCACAGCUCAACCUCAAGCAUCCUCUCCCUCUCUUCCCUCACCUCCUCUGACCCCCCAACCCCACGCUCCCCGUCACCAGCAGACAGUAGGCAGACUCUCCACAGACAGUCCUCAUCAUCGUCUGCCUCCUCACAAGAAACCAGGCAUGCCUCUUCCCCCUCCUCCAUGUCCUGCACCUCACCCUCUCCCUCACUUUCCCCAUCUGUCUCCCCCUCUCCUUCCAUCGUCCUCAGCACCCAUAGCCCAGCUGCCCUGAAGAUGGGCACCAAUCAACUCAUUCCCAAGAGCUUGGCAUCAGGUAUUCGCCAGAGCAAAGCACCUCCGCAAGGCCAUGGCUUGGCAGGGUUGCUAGGGCUGGAUACUUCCAAACGAGCAGUGAAAGCUCGAAGCAUGGUGGAGACAGGAAGCUACUUCUGUACAGAAAGGGGGCAUGGUGAGGGGACAGAUGCAGAAGGUGGGAGCCCAGGGACACUAAAGAGAGGACUGAGGAGUACAUCCUAUAGGAGAGCUGUUGUGAGUGGAGUCGGUCUUGAGGCCCAAUCUAUAGAUUCUGAGGGCUUUCGGCCCUCCCAGCCUAUCGCCAAAGGACUAGAAGGGGAUCAUCUGGUUUCCCCAGCUAGCCCAGGCAGUGAUGGGUCUUCCAAGCCUGCCAGCCCUGCUACACCCAAACUCUCCAUCCUUGGAACACCCAAACUCUCUAGCCCUGGGUCACCCAAACUCUCAAUCCUUGGAACACCCAAACUCUCCAGCCCUGGGUCACCCAAACUCUCUAUCCUUGGAACACCCAAACUCUCCAGCCCUGGGUCACCCAAACUCUCCAUCCCUGGAACACCCAAACUCUCCUGCCCAGGGUCACCCAAACUCUCUAUCCCGGGAACACCCACACUCUCCAGUCCUAGGACAGAAAAACCAGCAAGCCCUAAGACAGAAAAACCUACCAGCACUGGGAAAAAUAAGAGUCCAGAUAAGAAGAAAAUGUUGACCACCCAGAGGACUUUUGACAGUGAAGAGGAGGAGCUGUAUCAGUACUACCAGGAGAAGGCCUUACAUAAUGACUCAGAUGAAGAUGCAGAUUCCAGAGAACCCAAACCUGAUAACGGCAUUGUGGUGCAGUACAGGCCCAUACGAACCUCCUGGGGCCAGCUCAGUGUGGUAAAGAAAAAUGGCCUCGCCGAACGGAUGAGUCAGGAGGAACGUAAAAGACAGGAGGCCAUCUUCGAGGUGAUCUCUUCAGAGCACUCCUACCUCCACAGUCUGGAGAUCCUGAUCCGCAUGUUCAAGAACUCUGCAGAGCUCAGCGAGGCCAUGACCAAGACUGAACACCACCACCUUUUCUCAAACAUUACUGAUGUCUGUGAGGCUAGCAAAAAGUUUUUCAAGGAGCUGGAGGAAAAACACCAACAGAACAUUGUGAUCGAUGACAUCAGUGACAUCUUUUCCAAGCAUGCACAGUCCAACUUUGAUCCUUACAUCACAUACUGCUCCAAUGAGGUCUACCAGCAGAGAACCCUGCAGAGGCUGGUGUCUAAGAAUCCAGCUUUUAAGGAGGUGCUGACCAGGAUAGAGGGCCACCCAGACUGCAGGAACCUCCCCAUGAUCUCCUUCCUCAUCCUGCCCAUGCAGAGGAUCACCCGCCUCCCCCUGCUCAUGGAUACAAUUUGUCAGAAGACACCAAAAGACUCUGCACAAUAUGAAGAAUGUAAGAAAGCUUUACAAGCAGUCAGCAAGGUGGUAAGAAAGUGUAAUGAAGGAGCUCGCACAAUGGAGAGAACAGAGAUGAUGUAUACCAUCAACUCUCAGCUGGACUUCAAGAUCAAGCCAUUCCCCCUGGUCUCAUCAUCCAGGUGGAUGGUGAAAAGAGGGGAGCUGACGGCCUUAGUGGAGGACAAUGGUAUCUUCCUUAAGAGGACAGCACGACAACAGGUUUAUUUCUUCCUCUUCAACGACGUACUCAUUGUCACAAGAAAGAAGAGUGAAGAGAGUUACUCUGUGAUAGACUACGCUCUCAGGGACCAAAUCUGGGUGGGUUCCUCCCAGCCUGAGGAUCUCAACCUGUCACCAGUCAGAAGUACUGCCAGCAUGCUGAGCUCUCGGCAGGCCGGCGCCAACCAUCUCUUCCGGCUGCGUUUCCGUAGCAACCACUCUGGCGAAAAGGUGCCUAUGAUCCUGGGGACAGAGUUGCUGAAUGAGCGUGCUCGAUGGAUCAGUGCUCUGGGCCAAAAUGACAACAAUAAGAGGAGUCAGGACAGAACCAAUACCAUGCAGGUGGAAGUGAUCAGAACUUACACAGCCAAGCAGCCAGAUGAGUUGUCCCUGCAGAUGGCUGAUGUGGUGUUAGUCUCACAGACUGUAGAUGAUGGCUGGUAUGAAGGAGAGCGACUGCGUGACGGAGAGAGGGGAUGGUUCCUCGCGGAGUGUGCUGAACCAAUCACAUGCCAGGCCACCAUUGAGCGCAACAUGCAGAGGAUGGACCGCCUGCAGGGGCUGGAGACUAAUGUGUGAGCCGGAUGAGCUGGGCUACUUAAACCACGGAGGGUUUUUCUCAGCUGUUAGUGACUCCUUGACACACCAGUGACCUGCCUUUUUGAAGCAUUGAGCCCAGACAAAUGAGUUCAGUAACAGCAUUAGUGACCUGCCUUCAGGGACUGAGUUGGCCAGUAUGGGAGCUGCAUUGGUGCUGGACUUGCUCUUUUCAGCGGGAUACAGAUGGAGCCAUAAUUCAGACUUCUGCUUGAUGUCCACUAAAUAGCAGGCAUGCUGUUUGAAAGCAACCACUGUGGUUAGAACAAUCACAGUGAGAGGAACAGAAAGUUUUCCUUAAUCACUAAUUGGCCCCUGUGUGGGAGGGAUGCCUCGACAGUGAGAUCUGUCACAUUAAUUCCCCAGUUGGAUAGAAAAACUUCACACGCACUGCCAAAGUCACCGCUUGCAACACCCGGCUACAUAAUGACUGAUGAUGUGAAAUUUGUAAAUGUUGUAAUUUUCAAACAUUUUUUGCUGUGUAAGUGAUGUGCAAUGUCAUAAGCGAAGCUACAGGAGGUAAUGACAGCAGCCAGCUCUGUUAAUGAGGCACAGGUUAUAUAAUUAGGAGCUUUGUCAGUGCAACUAAUGUAAGUGUAAGCAUGUUGAUUGUAAAAGCAAUAUAAGGCAACAUGGUGGGAUUGGCAGCUUCUUUACAGUGUGUAGGUUACAGUAGAAACUUGUUGGCAAGUGAAACUAUUACUAUGAUAUUUGCAGGAAAAUAAAAUAUGGUGUUUGUUUAGCUGCAAAAGAAAAACAGGGCCAUUGUUCUGAAGCCUGAGGCACUUUGUGUAAAUAGAAUAAGUCAUAAUUAAUUGGAUAAUAUUUACAGUCAUCUGGGAGUUAUAACUUCAAAUGUCAUCCCUAGGUUAAGCAGAGGGGCCAAGUAUCUGUUUUCUCCCCCGCUGUUUGUCACCAGUUAAUGUCACUGUCAUGAAUCAGACUCUACAUUUGUGUCACAGAUGCCAUUAUUCUCUCCAUCCACUCAAUGAUUUGGACAGCCUGAAAUAUCACACACCCUUGAUGCCAGCCAGAGUCGUAUAUAUAUAUAUAUAUACCCCCCCUUGGGAUUUAUGUAUGUGAUGUUACAGAGGCUGAAAUUAAUUUGUGUGUGCUGAUGGUGAGACCAGGAGAGACAAGCGGCCCUGCUUUUAAUGUGAUUGUCCAGUAUGAGUCAUCUUUUUAGUGUUUCCCAGCUAAAGGAAAUGAAUGGCUUGGUCAGUGUGGUGAUAACACCAUCUAUCAAGCCCACUGCUCUGGCUCUGGCCCAAAUGACAACCACGUAUGGUUGAGCUACACAGAGCGAGGUAUGACGACAGCGAGCAGAUCACCCUGCAGGAUGGACAUGUCUGUUCAGACUCUCAAUAAACGAGGCUUUGCAUUUGCACUCAGGGAAAAUGAGCUAUGUGAUACCACAUAUAUAAGCAUGAAGUGAUCUUUAUUUCAAUCGUUUCCUCUUGUAACUAUUGUAAAUCACCUGUGUACAUGUAAAUAUGUAAAACAGUCACAAAGCACACAGAAUUGUGACAUGUAUGUUUUCCUUAAUACAGAUUUAUAUUCAGAAACUUGCUUAUUCAACCAUAUAUAUUUUAAUCAGACACUUUUAAUAAAAGCUUAACUGCU
Messenger RNA from Scomber scombrus (Atlantic mackerel), 5055 nucleotides. Its product is annotated as rho guanine nucleotide exchange factor 26-like. Lineage: Eukaryota; Metazoa; Chordata; Actinopteri; Scombriformes; Scombridae. Gene Ontology annotation, biological process: activation of GTPase activity. Bases 250 to 3414 code for a protein of 1054 amino acids. The transcript is spliced from 15 exons. Gene Ontology annotation, molecular function: guanyl-nucleotide exchange factor activity; protein binding. The record is from RefSeq and is a predicted model, not a curated record.